AUGCCAUCCCUGUAUAGGGAAUUGGAUCUACUCACUGCACCGAUGAAAGUGGGUUUUGGAGCCAGAGGCCUGCACCCUACACCCCUCAAAACAUCAAAGGUGCCCACUUUUAGCAGAUCUACUUUGGGCCAAUUAAUCUGCAGCAAUUAGGAAGAGUCAGAAUGAGGAGGAAGGAAGUUCUAGCUAGAAGGGGUAGGCAAGGCUCCAGGGCAUAGCUAGAAGAGGAGUCGGGCUAAAGUCUUGGUCCCACCUUAGGCCCCUCCUCCUCCAGGAAGCCUGCCUUGAUCCUUACUCCACCCAUGGGAUAGAUAGGUGCCCUCCCAUGCACAUUUCAUGGCCCUGGUGACACUGGGUAGGGAGUUACCGGUCUACUUCUCCUGACUUACCUGAGCUUCUGGAAGGUUAGGACAGUGUCUUAUUUAUCUUUGUAGCCCAGGGGGCCUGAUAACAGAAUGAUUACUCAGUUAAUGUUUCCUUGAUUGCAUGAUUGAAUGAGUGAGACAGACACAUUAUGAUAGAUGAAUUAAGGACAAGAUGGUGGACUGUAAACCCAAGAGGGCACAACACCUACUGCCUGUUGUGAUGUAAUCCCCAGUGCCUGGCACAGUGCCUGGCAGUCGGUGCCCAGAGUGUCCCAGAUGGGCUGACCAAGGGUCAGAUCCCCCUUGCCUGUUCGUGCAAGCCUAAGCGGACCACCCCUCUCUCCUCGCUGCUGACGGCCGGCCGAUUAAAAUCUAGUCCCCGAGGCCGCGCCGGGUCGUGCCUAAGCUUUGUUCCCUGUUGCUACAUAUGUAGGGUCUUGUCUUUCCCUCUGAAGGAAGUCUCCCAGGGCAGGGGUGCUUCUGGCCCUGUCUGGCUAAGGUACCAGGACCUGCAGCGGCCAGUAUCCCAGACCUCUCAGGCUUCUUCCCAGAGGGCGCUGCUGGCAUUGGGGCCCGCCCUGGGGCCCCCUCCGGAGAACAAUCCCCAGGCUGCGCCACGGCCCAGUUUCAUCCAGUCUCGCCAGAGUGGGGUGGAGGGGCACGGGAAUGGGAAACGGCUGUCUGCGGCUCUCCCAGCACCCUUCUUCAACCCCCUGCCCCGGGUCUCGGCUCUGGCGCCCCCGUCACAAGCCCUCACUUUGCGAACUUUCGGAGUUUUCCUCCACUUGCGUCAUGGGAAAGGCAGGAGGGUGACAGAACCCAGGAGGCGAGGCGGCGGCGGCGCUCAAGCCCCUCGGCUUCUCGCUGGCGGCGCAGAGGGGCUGCGAGUGCUGGACGAGGGCUCGCCGCCCACCGGCCGGACACCGCGGGGCCGAGUGGACGACGGACCGCCAGCCGGCCGGGCGCGCCAUCUGCUCGCCGGAGCGCACUCUCCAAACUCCUGUUGAGUGUGUGCGGGCACGCCAGGGCUGGGGGUCUGUACGACCUGCGCGCCGGGACCGGGGACCGCGGAGGUUACCUUUGGAUGGGGUCCUUGGACUCAGAUCAGGGUUAGCUUCAGGCUCAGAAACUGCUGAGGAGCUAGGCAAACAAAAGAGGCCACUCAGCUAGUGGCCAGAAGUCGCCAGAGCGCCUCGUCGCACCCCCUCCUUCCCUAGGGUGGGGGCUGGCCAGUCGGGAGGCGGGGUGGGGGAAGCCUCCUGAGCCGGCUGAAGGCUUGGGGGCCGGGGGCCCCGGGGGCCCGGGGGCUGGGGGCCAGGCCAGACCGGGCUGGGCCGCUGGGGUCGCGGAGUUGGCGGCCUGUUGUGUAAGCCUCAGUCCUUGUUUUCCCCGGCCUGGCUGGUUGGGAAGCCGGACACAUCCACCCUUGGACUGGAUUCAAGAGGCUGCUGCUUUUCUCCAUGCCCCUCUUGGAUUUUCUGGAUUUUUGAAAACCCAGUGGCCCAGGAGGAGGAGGAAGGAGCAGAUCUGCAGAGGAAUGUGAGAGAAGCCAGAAGGAGCUGGGAGCCAGAGCUGCCCAGAUUUCUGGAUCGGUGGUUUCUGAGUGAUUCUUUUCUAUUUCAGAACAUUGUUCCAGUGGAAAGUGUCAAACAAAUUCUUGCCCUUUCAGAGCUGAUUUCUCCAAGUCACUUGACUUUUCUUUUGGGAGUGGAAGGAAGGAGAGACUACCCGUUCUGGGGCUGCCAGGGGAAGGGAGGCAGAUUAUGGACAUGAUCCCUCCCUGCUCACAGCAGUGUGCUGGAGACCUAAUAAUAAUAGGGCAGUUAAUGGGCCGAGGACAUUGCUUUGAGUAGUGGGAGGCUGGAUAGCAUCUGUGGGUGCUUAGGCCCCAGUUUAGGGGCUGAGAGACUGAGUUGCUGUGACAGGCCUUGAGCUGCUAGUGCAUUCUCAGUUCUGGGUAGGACCGUGUCUCCUCUCUCUCUACGACUGGCCCAGCCAUGGCGCUGAAAGGCCGAGCCCUCUAUGACUUCCGCAGCGAGAACAAGGAGGAGAUCAGCAUCCAUCAGGAUGAGGACCUAGUCAUCUUCAGUGAGACCUCGCUGGAUGGCUGGCUGCAGGGCCAGAAUAGCCGAGGUGAGACAGGGCUCUUCCCUGCCUCUUACGUGGAGAUCAUCCGGGCUGGUCCCACCUCCAACCAUGCCGACUCCUCCAGCAGCCCAGGCUCUCUGGGCACCCAGGUGAGCUCGUAUGACGCGGCCAGCCCUUCCAGGAGUGGUGGGGGCAGUGGCUUCCUCUCACACCAGGGCAGCUUCGAGGAGGACGAUGACGAUGACUGGGAUGACUGGGACGAUGGAUGCACAGUGGUGGAGGAGCCUCGGGCUGGUGGGCUGGGCACCAACGGGCACCCCCCUCUCAACCUCUCCUACCCUGGUGCCUACCCCAGCCAGCACAUGGCUUUUCGGCCCAAGCCAGCCCUGGAACGGCAGGACAGCCUGGCAUCUGCCAAGCGUGGCAGCGUGGUGGGGCGCAACCUCAACCGUUUCUCGUGCUUCGUGCGCUCUGGAGUGGAGGCCUUUAUCUUGGGUGAUGUGCCCAUGAUGGCCAAGAUUGCUGAGACGUACUCCAUCGAAAUGGGCCCUCGUGGCCCCCAGUGGAAGGCCAACCCCCACCCGUUUGCCUGUUCAGUGGAGGACCCCACCAAACAGACCAAAUUCAAGGGCAUCAAAAGCUAUAUCUCCUACAAGCUCACACCUACCCACGCUGGCUCGCCAGUCUACCGGCGCUACAAACACUUUGACUGGCUCUAUAACCGCCUGCUGCACAAGUUCACUGUCAUCUCGGUGCCCCACCUGCCAGAGAAGCAGGCCACAGGUCGCUUCGAGGAAGACUUUAUUGAGAAGCGGAAGCGUCGGCUCAUCCUCUGGAUGGACCACAUGACCAGCCACCCUGUGCUGUCCCAGUAUGAGGGCUUCCAGCAUUUCCUCAGCUGCCUGGAUGACAAGCAGUGGAAGAUGGGCAAACGCAGGGCAGAGAAGGAUGAGAUGGUGGGUGCCAGCUUCCUGCUCACCUUCCAGAUCCCCACGGAGCACCAGGACCUGCAGGAUGUGGAGGACCGUGUGGACACCUUCAAGGCCUUCAGCAAGAAGAUGGACGACAGCGUCCUGCAGCUCAGCACUGUAGCAUCCGAGCUGGUGCGCAAGCAUGUGGGAGGCUUCCGCAAGGAGUUCCAGAAGCUGGGCAAUGCCUUUCAGGCCAUCAGUCAUGCUUUCCAGAUGGACCCCCCCUUUAGCUCCGAGGCCCUCAACAGUGCCAUUUCUCACACGGGCCGUACCUAUGAAGCUAUUGGUGAGAUGUUCGCUGAGCAGCCCAAGAACGACCUCUUCCAGAUGCUCGACACGCUGUCUCUUUACCAGGGCCUGCUCUCAAACUUCCCUGACAUCAUCCACCUGCAGAAAGGCGCCUUCGCCAAGGUGAAGGAGAGCCAACGCAUGAGUGACGAGGGCCGCAUGGCGCAGGACGAGGCAGAUGGCAUUCGUAGGCGCUGCCGCGUGGUGGGCUUCGCCCUGCAGGCCGAAAUGAACCACUUCCACCAGCGCCGCGAACUCGACUUCAAGCACAUGAUGCAGAACUACCUGCGCCAGCAGAUCCUCUUCUACCAGCGGGUAGGCCAGCAGCUGGAGAAGACGCUGCGCAUGUAUGACAGCCUCUGAUCAUGUGUCCCUGGCCCCCACCCUGUGCCUGGGUCUGGUCGCUGCAGUGCGCUCUGCUCUCUAGACCUACCUGCACCAGUAGUGGCUGGGAGGGUUGGGGUGGGCUUUGGAGGAGUCAUGGGUCCCCCUGGGGAAGACCCCCAGCUCUUAGAGGUAGGGGUACAGCAGGGGUGAGAUUUGGGGUCAGGAAUCUUCUAGGCCGAGGCCUGGGCUCCGGGUCAGUCGUUUGAGGUCAGGCCAUGGUCUUAGCCUCUGCUAGAACCUACAGAACUCGCUCACCUGGCCACCACCCCCGCGUUCAUUCAGCAGGCACCGGGGCCUGCUGUGGCCCCGUGUCAGAUGCUUGCUGGGUCCCAGGGCUGCGACAUGCCUGCCCUCAGGGAGUCCCCAGUUGAAGUGGGGUCAGACAGAGAAACAGACAAGGGCACCGGAGGGUGACUGAUGGUAAAUAAGGGCUUCCUGGAAGCUUAAAGAAAGAACCACUCAUUCUGCUGGUCAGGGAAGGCUCCAUAGAGUAGGUGACAUUUGAGUAGUGUUUUGGAGAAUGACAAGGACCUGCCAGACAGUAGAUGGGGCCAGGGGUGGGGGGCACAUUCAGAAGAGACGAAUAGCAUGGGCAAAGGUGAGAAGACAUGAAAACGCCCAUCUUCUCUCCCUUACUUUUCCCAAGUAAGUUGGUGCCCCCUUGGUGGGGAUUUUGGCCUGUGUGACAGAGGGGAGGGCUCUUCCUCCCAUGUCCCUGUCCCUGCCUCACCUUGUCCCCUUAGGAGGAGCUGCAGGCCAACUCCCUCCUGACUCCCCUCCACCUGCUGAGCCUCCAUUACCCCUUGGUUAGGGGACCAUGCCGCAUCUUUUCCCUGGGCUCAAGGUGCUGAGACAAGCCACUGACCCCAGGACCUUGGUGGCACCUUCCUGGAGAGGACACCCAGAAGUUACCAGAUAUUUGAGUUCACCAGCAACGGCUCUCCACAUUCCAAACAGGCUCGGGCCCCAGUGAAUCUCAGAAUCCUUCCUAUUGCACAGAGGGAAGGCCAAGGGGAAGAAAGACGGGGGCGGGCUUGCCCACUGCCCCAGAAGUCCUGGGCCCGCAUGUCCAUGGCCAGCCUCACUGUGAUGCCAGCCCCGGCUCCCUCCCCAGCCAGGUUGUGCUGUCUCCCACCCAUGUUUACAUCCUCAGGGGGGGCUACUCCCUCCGCCCAGGCCAGGGUGUGGGCCGGCGGGUUGGGGGAACUGACAGGUCCCACUGCUGGCCUCCCCAGGAGGUCAUGGCCACUCCUGGCUCCUGCUGCCUGAGUCUUUUUUCUUUCUUAUUUUCUUGAUAAACCUUUUGCAAUGAAGACAACAAAAGCAUGGCUUUUUUUUUUGUUUGGAUCCCAAAGGGAUUGAGGGUGGGGGAAAGAUGAAACCCUAAGUGUCCCUGGGAGCUCUUAGACUGUGAGGUCAUGGUGGGCACAAAACCUCUAAAGCUGGGGGGAGGACUGUGCUGAUGGCAGGUGCUAGCUGGGAGCUAGAGGUGGCCGUGGACCCCAGCUGGACACACAUCCUUCCCAGACCUCACUCUCCCAAUCUCUCAAACAGCCGGAGUCCUGCUGGGGUUAGGCUGUGCUGCUCAGUAAUCUAGGGCUGAACUUGCAUGAGUGAGGGAGAGGAGACCUGCUCCAGGACAGUCUAAUUGACGGGGUUCUUCUCCCCAGGGAAGCAUGCCCCAGCCUAGCCCCCAGGAAAGCCCUGGUCCAGGAGAGGUGGGGCAAGCAGUCCAGGGCACCCAGUCCUGUAGCGGCUUCUGUGUUGGGAACUGAGGAGAGCUGCCCCCCCCACCCCCAGCCGGGCCCUCAGUGGUGUCCCAGUUAGGAUGAGCAGGAAUCAGUUUCCAUGUGGGAAGGAGGGGUGCUAGUCAAACCACGGUUCUCUUUCGGGGCAAGGGGGUCUUGGUGGGAGAAUAGGGCUGGCAGGGUCUGGGCCUCGGGGGGCUUUGACCAGGCCAGGGACCCAGGGAGCUUAUAGCAGUGAGAGGGGUAAGGAAUGGCGGGUGCAGUGGGGAAGGGGCAGCAAAGGCUCCCCGUUCAGGGCAGAGCUUCCUCAGAGGAACUUCUGGAAUGGGCCCCUGGCCCUGGGUCAAAAUUAGGUCAGAUUUGGGACUUUCUGUGGAAUUUUCCCCUCCCUCCUCCCUGCCCUCCUUCCUUCAUUUUCCAACCCACCCAGGGACCUUCCUGCCUUAACCCCUUCGCAGCUUUGACCUCCAGGCCGCCUCUGUAGACAGUGCUCUUGAGCACAGUGGGGGAGGCUCCUUACUGAGGUCAGUCUGGGGAGGGGUGGUGGAAAUGCCUUUCUUAACCCACAGUGCCUGGAAAGUCCCCUGUUUAUGCUUCCUGCCCUGGGAAUAGUAUUACCCUCUUGUGUCCCAUCCUCAGCAUGAGGGAGGUGGUCUGAGACUUUACUCAGGAGGGCUUGGACCUGGGAGAAGAGUCCAGAAGUGAAGUGUUGGGAUGGGCCAGGUCUACUGUGGGCAUCCUGAGAUAUCUAGGCUGGGGCAGGCUUCUAUGUAAUGGGGAGUGAGGAUGUCACAGCCAUUCCCUCAGGUUUCUUUCUCUCUGUGGGUUGGGGUAUUGGGGGGGGCAGUUUGAGAUCGGUCUGGGUUGACCGGAGCCCCUCGAAGGAGGGCCCUGGGGGACCAGUUGGGGAAGGCGUGGGAGCAUCCUGGUGGUGGCAGGGCCUGCUGCUGGCCUCAGUCACUUGCCAGGCAGAUGUUCCAGACAGAGCUGGGCCCGGCUACCUCCAAUACCCUCCCUCACUUUGCUCUGAGGGGGUGGAAAACAAGGCCCCUCUUUCUGCCCUGGGCAGCUGUCAGGACCUGGGGGUAGGGGGGAUCUGAAUCUCUGAUCCCCAGUCUUGGUCCAGUCCACGAAAGGAGUCAGCUUUGUGGCCACAUGUGGGGGUUGGGGAUGGAGGCAGCCCUCAGAUCCUGCAUCUGUUGCCUCCCGGACACACAGGAGGGCCACAAGCCGCCAUGCCACAGCUCUGCCACAGCUGUGCCACGCCUGGAGGGGAGGUAGGCAGACGGGUGGCUCCAGAGCCCACUCAGCACCUCUCCUCCAUCCCGUGGCACAGCCGCGCUGUCAUCCACACGUCCACGAAGUCACAGGUAGAGCUGCCCAAGCCCAAGCAGCCACAGCCACGUGCAGCCACACACCCUGCCCACGGGGACAUGGGCCAGCCCUGGCCGUCCGCACACAGAUGCACAGUCACGUGCUCGUCCAGGGGCACUCCCAGCCACGGCGCCACCCACGGCACAUGUUCAUGGCCGUGGCUGCACACGCAUCAUCUCUUCCCAGCACUGGUCACAUUGUGUCCCCACGCAUAGCCGUACCGCAGUCCUACCCGCACAGAGCGACACACUCAGACACACGGCCACAAGCCACACAUGCUCAGAGCAAAGGUGUCACGCGUGUCGCUGCUUCUAGACUGCACCCGCGCCACCUCCUGGGGGAGCCAGUGGCAUCACCUGUCAUCUGACACCGGCGCUGUCCAGAUGGGGAACUUGAGGUCUGGUGAGGGGUGGCAGCCGGCUGUGUCACCCCAUGCCACUGGCCCGAGGGUGUUCAAGGGCUUGAGCCCAGCCCCGGGUAGCUCUGUGGCCGGUCCCCAGGGCCAGUCCCUCCUGCCUCAUAGGCCCCUGGCUGAACCCACCCAACAGAGCUCCAGGCCUCUCCUAUCUGUCCAGCCAGAGUUGAGGCCGCAGCGUGCAUGUGAGCCAGGGCAGGGACGCAGUGGGCAGGGCCCAGGCCUGGGCGGGAGGAACAUUCCUGCACCAUCUCCUCCCCAAGCAUGUGAGGACUGGGCCCGCCCUGCCUGCCUGCCUGCCCGCUGACUCAGGCCUCCAGGAGCCAAGCCCGCUUGUCCUCCCCCCCCCCCCAACCCCCAACCUGCUUCCCUUCCAGUUCAGCUCCAGUAGGGCUCCGUGGGCUGGGGUAGGAGACGAGGAGCCCUGGCAAAAACCACGGAGAGAAAUGAAAAUUCACCUCCCCCAGAUGGCGCUCAGCAGAGCGCUCUGAUUGUGAAACCCAGUCCCAGGUUUCAGGAGAGUUUAGCGCAAACCUUUUUUCCUUUGGUUUUGUUUUGUUAGUCAAACCCCAGUGCAGUCCGGGCUGUUGAAAAAGCGAGUCUCACAUAGCUGUGGCCUCCUUGGUCCUCACAGCAGCCCAGGUAGGCGGCAUUGUUCCAUUUCACAGACGAAGGGACUGAGGCUUGUCUAGAGCGAAGAUGGGCCCGGCCUGGGAUCACAGUGAGACCCAGGUGGAGCUGGACUCGAACCCAGUUCCCUGACGUCUUUCCUCAAAGUCUUGAUUGACUCACUUAAGUCUGAAGGAAAAGGGUCUGGCAGAGCUCCAUUCCAGAGGUGAAAGAACGGGAGGCUGGCAGACCCAACUGCUGAAAUGUGAAGGGGCUGGUGGGUAGGGUGAGUCCCACCAGCUCCCAGGGACGAAGAGGCUGACCACAGCCCUGCACAGUGGCCACGGCCUUGACCCAGGAUCUCCCCUUACACAUGAAUGUGUGUGAGGAGCAUCGCCUCAUUUCUCUGCAACUGACCAGAAUUUCUUUGUUGCAUUCUCAUUCCCUCACAUGGUAGAAAAGGAAUUGCAAAUCAAUUUGCGGACCCCUCCUUUCAAAGAUUUGGGGAUGGCACAUUGGAAGACAGUGGGCAGGCCUCUGGCACUUUGAAUUUUAGAGACUGAAUCCCACACCCUAUCACACAUAUGAAAAUUUGCCUGCCUUCCACAUUAAAGAUCAUUCAUAUACACCUGUUUCAGUUGGGUUCAGUUUGUUACUUGGCAAUGCCUUGUCUUACAGAUAUUUAUUUAAACUUUAUUAAUGUUGAUUUUGUCUUUUUCUUUUCUUUUUGUGUCCUGCUUUUUUUUUUUUUUUCCCUGCUAACGUUGUUGUGGGUGCUUGCAGACUCCUGGACCAUGGCGCUGGGCCUGUAGUGCCCACCGUGGUCCUAGGUUAGCAUUGGAUCCUCUGGUCAUCUGCCCCCACCACCUGCUCCUUUGAUCCCCAUCCUGAGGCCUCUGUGGGUCUGGCCUUUGGCCUGUUUUGAGCACUUAGGGCUCCCUCCCUCCCUUGUAUACCUGUGGACCUCAAGGGACCUCAGGGGGCUGGCAAAAGUCCCUUCUGUGGCCUGUGGUCCCCUCUGGGGCUCCUGGUCAGCAUUCCACAGCUCCCCAGCACACACUCAAGCACAAGAAGCUCUGGGAGGCACUAGAGAUCCUAUGCAACCCUUUGUCAUCUGGGGUCUGGCUGCCACCUUGGGGCUCUACCUGGGAAGGGGCCAAGUCCCUGCUGCUCCUGGAUCGCCCAACUUCGGGGCUCCUACCCUCCCCCAGUGCAGGCAGCACCACAGCAGAUGUUGGCUGGCCAGGAUUUCUCAACCACCCUGCGUGCAAGAGAUGACCGGCGUCAUUCUACAGACCAGGAAGGGGGGCCCAGGGAAGGAGGUGCUGGAGUAGCCGAGUGGGUGUGAAAUGGUCCCCAGGUCUGGGUCACCUGGGCUGGGAGGCAAAUCGUUGGUGCCUGAGGUGGGAGUUGGCCUCCUGGAGGUACCUGGAGCCUCUGCUGGGCUGACCUGGUCCCCCUUGCUGCUAUUUUGGCAGGAAUGUAACGGGCGGGGUAGUAUGAAGCUCCGCCAGACAGCCCUGCUGCCCCCGGAUAGCCACAGGCCCCCUGUUUCCUCUCUCUCCACCACCCAGAGGCAGGGCCCUGGUAUUGGCUGCAGUGGCUGAGCCCUAUGCGAAUCCUACCCUACACGGACUUGUUCUGGGGAUGUUUCUUCAUUGCUUCAUGCUUCCAUUUCUCUAUUUAUAACGGGAGUUCCAGAUGGCUGUUAGGAGGAUUACAUGAGCAAAACGCGUCAACUGGACAGUGCCUGCACAUAGCAAGUGUUCAGUAAGGGUAGCUGGGAUAACCAGCCUCUGAGCAGAGCCCUAGAGCAGCCCUAGAGAGAGGCUGGGCCAAGAAUAUUGUCACCCCACUUCAUAAGUGAGAAAACUGACUGAGCGAGCCCUCUAAGGCCACACAGUAGGUAGAUGGCAGGGCUGGGCCUGAGACUAGGCCCCUGACCACCUCCAGACCUUGAGCCUUGCCCCGUGUUGCCGCCAUGUCUUCACGGGGAGCAGACUCCGUGGGGCUUCCUGGCUGUCACAGUACUCGCCAGCCCAGGACAGGAGGUGUCCCCUGGGCCAUUCAUUGGCUGUCCCACACACCGUCACACACAGGAGAGUGGGGCCCAAGAGUUAAGAGAUGCAGGCUCGUGUCAGGCCUUCCCUGGGUAGACUCGGGGGACCUCAGGCAAAGCCACUCCUCAGUCUCGGUUUGUCACAGUUACACCGGGCAUGCGUUCACGAGUGUGGGCCUGUCACUGCUUCGGUGUGCCGCAGCCUCAGGGCUGCACAGGCCGGCCAGGCGGGGGGCCGGGGGAGUGGCCCAAGGGCACAGCGACUCACGCUGAAUGGCUGCUGCGUGCUGGGCACCGGGCUCAGUGCCUCCCUUGAGUUACCUCGUUGUCCGCAACUGCCCGGAAGGUGAGAAUGAUUGCCAACGUGUCCCAGCGGACCGGGGCUCAGAGGCACGGCGUCAGCUGUGCCAGGUCGUGCCGCUCUUCAGUGCAUCCCACUGAGGCUGAGGGCUGUCCGGGCACCGAGCUGUGCCCUUCCCAGGCCGGGCAGCCCGGGGACAGCUGUCCUGCUGUGGAGUGAAUGCACGCGUGCUGGGAAUGGAGGGGAGCAGGGAGGUGGGCGGCGAGUGGCUGCGUGCCUUCAAGGUAGCAGGCAGAAGGGCAGAAGGCUGGGCCCACAGAAAGCACCAAGCAAAUAUUUGUCGACUGAUAAUUUUCUGUGGGGCCUCAGGCUGGAGUGUGGGAGCAGGACCUGGCCAUGGAAGAGUGGGCUGGGCAGAUGAAGGCAGGGUAGGGGUCAGGGGCAAGACUCAGGUGUCUGGGAAGGAACUGGGUCGGGAGCCUCCUUACCCGAGGGGCCCCCAUGGGGGUGAGAGUGAGGGUUGGUAGGGAAUGCUAGGACUGGGUUCUUGUGAGUGCCGAGGCUGAGCUGGAGAGGGUGGGGGC
Mirounga angustirostris (Northern elephant seal) is the source of this 11186-nucleotide messenger RNA. It is a transcript of the gene SNX33, whose product is annotated as sorting nexin 33. Gene Ontology annotation, molecular function: protein binding; phosphatidylinositol binding. Gene Ontology annotation, cellular component: plasma membrane; cytoplasmic vesicle. Bases 2360 to 4072 code for a protein of 570 amino acids. NCBI's taxonomy places the organism in Eukaryota, Metazoa, Chordata, Mammalia, Carnivora, Phocidae. Gene Ontology annotation, biological process: intracellular protein transport; endocytosis; mitotic cytokinesis. The transcript has 3 exons. The record is from RefSeq and is a predicted model, not a curated record.